Molecule: messenger RNA, 12081 nt
Organism: Plasmopara halstedii
Lineage: Eukaryota; Oomycota; Peronosporomycetes; Peronosporales; Peronosporaceae
Product: dynein heavy chain
Exons: 3
Coding region: 1-12081 (4026 amino acids)
Biological process (GO): microtubule-based movement
Cellular component (GO): dynein complex
Molecular function (GO): minus-end-directed microtubule motor activity; ATP binding; dynein light intermediate chain binding
Source: RefSeq, a predicted model, not a curated record
AUGCCACGAUGGCAAAGUCAAAGCAAUUCAAAAGCGCAGAGACGGAACUCAAUAUAUGACUUGACGCUAGAUGCAGCAUUUGAGUUUGAUGGUGGAUCAGGAUUUGGCAGUACAUUGCCAUCAAAUAAACCCAUGAAGGCAAUUGAGGGAGCAAGAGCUGCAAUGACGUCUCCUUUAAAUGUCAAGAAAGAUGCAAGACACGCAUUUUCGUUCACAACCGCCGAAGUUUACACAUCACCGAAGAAGAUUCCAGUGUUCCCAGGGACAUUACAUAGCCCAGAAGUGAAAAGGCAAAAACCUCGAGUCAAGCCACCGCGAUUGUCGUCAACGGUGAAAACGGGAGGUGAAUCGUUGUCUAUUCCGAGUGGACCUUCAAAACUUGGAGGAAGUGGAAGAUCGAUGCGAGAACCAUCCCCUCGACCAUUUCUUCGGGCAAUGCUUAGUCGGUCCUUUGGUCAUGAGGAGAACAAAUCUACUUUGAACCAACAAGAAAGUCGUCCGUUUAUCGUUAUAAAUCGCUUUGAUUCUGCAAGCGGAGGGGAUGAUGCGUCUGCUGAGACUACUGCUACUUUGACGACAGCGAUUCUUAAGACCGGAGAAGAUGCAAUCACAUUUUUCGCGCGCAAUGGCUCGCACAAUGAACAAAAAUUUGUAUACUUGAAUCGCGUUCAGACAAAGCGAACAUUUCGGCCGUACGAUCUUGUUGUGGUUGCACAGGACGACGUGGCGCCAAGCGAGCACUUUACUAUGUCAAAAAGUGGACUUGUACACAUUUGUGCUGGUAGCCCCUCUGAAUUCAUUGCACUGGCAGAAUGGAUGCGUGAAUCAACCCUUUUCAACCUAUUGACGUCACUUCGCUUCUUUAAACACUAUCUCGUGACCAAAACAUUCUUGCUUUGGUGUGCUAAUAUUCGAUUCAAACUUUUCUGUCGUCAACGAAAGCGUUUGAGUGCAAAAUUGUUUCUGGCAAGGGAAAGCUUUUGCUCCCCUUUGCUACAAGUGAACAAAGUAUUGAAUACCGAGUUAAUGAGUGUUGUUUUACUCGACGUGCGCGCUCAAAAAACGUACGAAAGCGGAGCAUUUGUUGAGUAUCAAGGAACGAUUCGUGCCGAAGGGUUAAAGCAAUUUGAAGUGUGUAUUGAAAAAUUGCAGUCAAUCAUUCAACGCGUAUGCUCAGACGUUAAGAAACUUACCGAGCCGACACCUUCCGAAGAUAAUGUUAUGUCUGAGUUUUCUUUUAAAGGGAUGGGAGUAAAUCAAGACAAAACCAAAUCGAUUGUAGCUGCUAAAGCUGAACAGCAGCAGAGACGUAAACUCGCUCGUCGAGCUGUUGAGGAAGCUGGAAUGAUUACAAAUUUUAUUCGGCUUGUCGAUUGUAUCACUAUUGCAAGUCUGGUGAAUCUUGCUGUACAUAGCUGUGCUACCUUUUUGCAAGAAUUGAAUAAAGUUCCUCGCAAGACUGGCCUUUUUGAAACGACAGUAUUCUUUAGAGAACGGUUGACACUAUUUGCGCCGACGAGCGAGCAGAUUCAGCUCCUCGUUCUUGCAAUGACGGACGAUAUUGUAAGCACAGUUAGCUCAGUUUCGCGUGUGCUUUACCUUCGGCCAUUUGCACCGUAUGUUGGCAACGUAUUGGCUGACGCUUUUCACUUAGGAUCAAUGAUCACAAGCAAUGCAACGUUUAAACAAAUACGAAAGGAAUUGGUUGAUAAAGUUGAAAACGACUACGCUGAAGCUUCGGAAUACGUUAAGAGUUUUGAUAGUGUGAGGCCAAUCUUCGAGUUUGAUCAAGGGUGGGAUCUCGAGGAAUAUUCACAGAGAGCGCACACUGUUAGCACAUUAAAAGCUGACAUGCAGCAGAUUAGUACAUGGGAAAAAGAGCUGGAGAAGAUGCGAGCGGGGCAGACAGUUGGCAUCUUACAUGUGGAGAGUCGCAAGCUUAAGCAGGCGCUGAUUCCCAUGACGACCGCCAAGCUAGACGCCAUGAAGAGCUUGGUCAAGGACCUAGCACGCGCACGAUGCAAAUCUCAGCUUGCUGAAUAUAAGCAGCGCAUUCAAUUGCUGCUUCAGCGACCGCAGCAUCUUAAAGAAUUCGCUGGGUAUGUAGAGCGUGUGCAGAGUCUAAAAAGCAAGCUCAAAUCCCUUGUCAAAUCCACUGUUGUUGUGGACGAUAUGUACCGACUUUUAAAUACUUAUGGCGUACGCAUUUCAUCGGAAGACAUGGUUCAAUUUGAUGACCUACGUAGUAUUCAAGAAAAUUACAAGGAAGAGACGGAAGCUGUUGACACAUUUGUUGCCAGUCGAAUAGGCGAGAUGACUCAGCAAUUAGAUGCUAACAUCUAUCGCGUAAACGAACAAGUGCUUCAGCUGCACCAUCAGUUGCAAGGAGGUUUGUAUAUCGAUGCAAGUCAUGUCGAGGACCCUUCUUUUGUAAAAAGUGAGCUAGAAAUCGUGAGACAGCGUCUUGCUCAACUGGAUGAACUAUCGAAGCAAUAUACGGAGUACCAAUUAUUGUUCGAUCUUACUCCAUUUGAGUACUCGAACCUGCAGGCGACUCAUGAGUACUUCACGAAUGUGGAUUCACUCUGGACGGCUGUGGAGAAGUGGAAAGAGUUGUACCGAGAAGCUAUGACCCGAUCCUUUGUUGAGAUUAAUGCCGAAAAUUUAUCGAAGGACGUCGCUGUUGCCUAUAAAAAUGCCCAUGAGCUACAUAAGAAACUAAACAAUGACGCUACGGCGGUGCUGAAAGAACGCACAGCGAACUUUAAGCUCAAAUUGCCCACUAUACUUGAUUUGGGUAAUCUAUCAAUGAAAGAUCGGCACUGGGAAAAACUUUUUAAGGUACUGCGGCAACCGUGGUAUCCUGGUCUUCCAUUUACAUUAGAAAAUCUUGUGGCUUACGACAUAUUUGACAUGAAAGAGUUGGUUGGAGAGAUAUCAGCAACAGCUUCGGGAGAAGCUCAAAUUGAGGCAUCGCUGCAAAAAAUUAAAUAUGGCUGGGAGCAAAUGGAGUUUACGUGCGUGAACCAUCGUGAUCAAAGUGAUGUGUUCAUUCUAGGUAGUCUAGAAGACGUGUUGACAUUGCUUGAAGAUGAUCAGGUCAGUCUUCAGACGAUGAUGGGAUCGCGAUAUAUUCUUGGUGUUAAAGAAGAAGUCGAACGAUGGAGCAAGCGCUUGUCAUUGCUGUCAGAAACAUUAGAUGAAUGGAUAGCAUGUCAGCGCAGCUGGAUGUACCUGGAAACGAUAUUUUGUGCCGAUGAUAUACAAAAGCAGCUGCCUGUCGAGGCACAAAAGUUCGCUCUUGUUGACAAGAAUUGGAGAACGAGAAUGCUCCGAAUCAAACACAGUCCAAAUGUCAUUAAAUCGGUCGACGCUGGUUCGGAGUAUUUAGACCAGUUUCGUGCGUCAAACAAGGUACUGGAAGAGAUUCAAAAGUCGCUGGAAGACUACUUAGAGACCAAGCGUAUGACAUUCCCGCGCUUUUACUUUCUUUCAAAUGACGAGCUUUUAGAAAUUCUGUCUCAGACGCGUGAUCCACGUGCUGUCCAGCCGCAUUUGGGCAAGUGUUUUGAUGCUAUGAAGAGUGUACAGUUUGAUGACACAUCUGGUUCGGCUCGUAAUCUUGUUCAAGCAAUGGUCAGUGGCGAAGGUGAGUUGGUUCUGUUUUCUACGCCAGUAAAAGCAAAGGGUCCUGUCGAAUCGUGGCUUUCCGACGUGGAGAAAGCAAUGCGAACAAGCCUUUACGAGGACGGUGUGAAAGCGUUAAUGAAUUAUCCUGUCGAGGAUGCCAUCGACCGUCAAGAUUGGCUAUUUGGGUACGCGGCCCAGAUGAUCAUCUUGGUGGAUCAGGUCUUUUGGACACGUAAUGUUACGGAGGCGAUUGUGCAAGUAGAGAACGGCACUGAUAUCCAUGCUGUCGAUAGCUUUCUUCAGUUUAGCUUGAAGCAGAUUGAUGGGAUGGUACAGCUUGUUCGUGGAUCCUUGACGAAGCUUCAACGCAUUUUAAUGGGUGCUGUCAUCACUAUUGAUGUGCACGCCCGAGAUGUGGUACGCUCAUUAGCGGAGAGCAAAGUGGCAUCGCUCAGUGACUUUGAAUGGACUCGACAGCUUCGAUAUUACUGGGAAGACGAUGUAAAGAACUUCGUUGCGCGUCAAACCAACACUCGCUUUAUAUAUGGCUACGAAUAUUUAGGGAAUUCGCCGAGACUCGUAAUCACCCCGUUGACGGACAUUUGCUACAUGACACUGACAGGAGCGCUACAUCUACGCCUUGGUGGCGCUCCUGCUGGCCCAGCUGGUACCGGCAAGACUGAAACCACCAAAGAUCUGGCAAAAGCGUUGGCAGUUCAGUGCGUCGUAUUUAAUUGCUCGGAUGGAUUGGAUUUCAAGAUCAUGGGGCGCUUUUUUUCUGGCCUUGCACAAGCGGGUGCAUGGGCUUGCUUUGACGAAUUUAACCGAAUUGAUAUUGAGGUAUUAUCUGUGAUUGCACAGCAAGUACUUUGCAUUCAGCAGGCGAUUGUGGCUGAUCUGAACGAGUUUGAAUUCGAAGGAAGUCUUAUUAAGCUGAAUACUGGAUUUGGCGUUUUCAUCACGAUGAACCCUGGGUACGCCGGUCGUACAGAGCUACCAGACAACUUGAAAGCGCUUUUUCGCCCUGUUGCGAUGAUGGUGCCGGAUUAUCGGCUUAUUGCCGAAAUUGUGCUUUUUUCUGAGGGAUUUGCAAAUGCAUUGCCGCUUUCUCACAAGAUGACGCAACUUUAUUCGCUCUCUAGUGAACAGUUAUCGAAACAAGACCAUUAUGAUUUUGGAAUGCGUGCAGUUAAGUCUGUUCUUGUUGCUGCUGGUCAGUUAAAGCGCAAGGAACCAGAUAUGCAGGAGGAAUUACUUCUUAUUCGAGCAAUGCGCGAUAGUAAUGUCCCGAAGUUUCUUGAGCAGGAUCUCCCGCUCUUUCGUGGUAUCAUUGCGGAUCUCUUUCCAGGCGUGGUGGUACCGUUCGUUGACUAUGGACUGCUUCAAGAAUCCAUUGAACAGCAACUGGACCUGCUGCACUUGCAGCGAGUGCCUUCGUUCAUCUCUAAAGCCAUUCAGGUACACGAAACUCAACUUGUGCGGCAUGGUAUGAUGCUUGUGGGUGAAGCUGGAAGCGGAAAAAGUACCAACUGCGAUGUCCUAGCGCGAGCACUUACUCAACUGUAUCAGGAUGGAGUUGUCGAUCGCGAUGGUUAUUACAAAGAGGUACAGCGGCUUAUACUGAACCCGAAAUCAAUUACAGCAGGGCAGCUUUAUGGCGAGUUCAAUCACCUCACCAAUGAGUGGACAGACGGUCUUGUGCCGAAAUUAGUUCGACAGUGUGUACAGGAAGCAGCCGAGUCGGAUCGUCGAAACUGGGUUAUCUUUGACGGCCCAGUGGAUGCUGUCUGGAUUGAGAACAUGAAUACGGUGCUAGAUGACAACAAGACGCUAUGUCUUUCAAACAGCGAGCGAAUCAAGCUGCCACAAACGCUGCAUAUGAUGUUUGAAGUACAAGAUCUACGCGUGGCAUCACCGGCAACAGUGAGUCGCUGUGGAAUGGUGUACAUGGAGCAAGUUCACGUUGGGAUGACAUCAUUAGCACGUACUUGGCGAGCUACGACACUGAAGCUUCUUCUGCCUAAACAUCCGGAGCUGUGCAACCUAUUGCUGGAACUAAUUGAGACCAAUGUUCCGGUUGCGAUUGCAUUUGUGCGUGAAAAUUGCCACGAAAAAAUACCCAGCAACGAUCACAAUCUCAUGCAGAGCUGCUUAAAUCUUCUAGCCUCUUGUUUGGACAAAGUGACUUGGUCUGUGGGCGCUAAUAUCGACGAUACCUCGCGCCCCAAAUUUAAUGAUUUUUGCAUGCGUCAAUUUGGCUCGUUGAUCGACAGUAGUCAAGAUGGAGUACAGACUAGAAGUGUGUACGAAGUGGUUGUUGAUGAUACGACCGGCAAAUGGGUUUCCUGGGCUGAUAAGACACCAGCAUUUACAUUUGUGCCUGAUGCCUCGUACUUUACUAUGGUCGUUCCGACACAAGACACGACUUGCUUCAGAUUUCUUCUCGAGAAACUCAUGCUUGCAAAUUAUCACGUGCUUUAUAGCGGUGAGACUGGAGUAGGGAAGUCGGUUGUUGUACAAUCGUUUUUGGACGAGAAAGCCAAGACUGACAACUGUUUGACGUCAACUAUGAGCUAUUCUGCUCAAACAAAGCCUCGCAACUUGAACGAAGUGUUUGAGCUUCGGCUAGACAAGAAGCGUAAAAAUGUUCUUGGGACACCAGAAGGAAAGCGCAUGCUUUUUUUUGUAGAUGACCUGAACAUGCCAGCACUCGAAAUUUACGGAGCACAGCCACCAAAUGAGUUGCUGCGGCAAAUCAUUGAUCAAGGCGGGUACUACGACACCUCGAAACUGUUUUACAAAAAUGUUGAAAAUGUGGUCUUUGCAGCAGCAUGUGCACCUCCUGGCGGUGGUCGCACCGAGGUGAACCCUCGUUUGCUGCGCCACUUUCACAUGGUCUGGAUUUCCAAUCUUUCAACUGAAGUUAUGCAACGCAUAUUCUCAUCUAUAUUAGGAGGCUUUUUCGGUGCCGAGCUACCAGUGAUGACUCAUUUGGCCGUCCCCAUUGUUGAUGCCUCCGUGGAGCUAUACCAACAGGUAGAGGUUGAGAUGUUACCGACACCGUCGAGAUCACACUACACUUUUAAUCUUCGGGAUCUUUCUAAGGUCUUCCAAGGUAUAUUAAUGGUGAAACAAGAAAAUGUACCGACAGAAGAUGAUCUGCUAACGCUUUGGUUGCAUGAGGAGACUCGUGUCUUUCGCGAUCGUCUCGUUGAUACAAAUGAUCGUACUUGGUUUAAUGUGACUUGUUCACAACUUUUGGCGAAGAAAUUUAAUGUGACAUGGCCACCUUCACGCUUUGAAAACCUCUUGUACGGUGACUUCAUGGCGCGUGAAAUCCGUAGCUAUCGACGUAUUGAAAAUAUGAGACAGCUUAACUCACUGCUCUCAGAGUACUUGGAUGAUUACAACAUCACAUUUCCGAGUCAAAUGCACCUGGUAUUUUUUAAUGACGCUAUACACCACAUUUUGCGGAUUUGUCGUGUGUUACGACAACCACGUGGUAAUGCUUUACUUGUUGGUAUUGGAGGCUCAGGUCGCCAAAGUUUAACACGUCUCGCAUCGUUCAUUGCGGACUACAAAUGCUUCUCAAUUGAGAUAACUCGAGGCUAUGGUAUGAAUGAGUUUCACGGAGAUCUCAAGAACGUUUUGAUGACUGCAGGCGCAUAUAACACACCAGUCGUCCUCCUCUUUUCUGAUACGCAAAUAGUUAAUGAGUCAUUUCUUGAAGACAUUAAUAACAUACUCAAUACUGGGGAGGUACCAAACCUGUACGCGAAUGAUGAAAUAGAAAAAAUUGUGGGCCUCGUUCGCCCAUUAGCCCAACAAGUCGGAAAGGUUUCUCGUGAAGACGUUUUGCAGUAUUAUGUGACGCUUGUGCGGGAUAACUUGCACGUUGUUCUAGCCUUUUCUCCCAUCGGUGCCGGCUUUCGCAAUCGAUGUCGAAUGUUCCCUUCGCUUGUUAAUUGCUGCACGAUCGACUGGUUUAAUGCGUGGCCCGAAGACGCGCUUCAUUCUGUGGCCCAUCGCGUAUUUUCUUCGAAUGCUGAUGAACUUGGAAUUGAGCAUCACGUUGAAACACUAUGCCGAACUGCUGUGAUGAUCCACCGUAGUGUGGAGGAAGCCACGCUUCAGUUCUACAAACAGCUAAAACGACAAAACUACACAACACCGACAAGCUACUUGGAACUCAUCCGUUUAUACGUAGAUAUGUUACGUACGCAUCGCCAACUUGUGCGUGCAAAGGAGGCACGUUACCGUGGUGGUCUACAGAAGCUUACAGAAACAGAAGAGGUGGUUGGAAAUUUGCAGAGCUCGCUGACAGAACUGCAGCCAGUGCUCGCACAAGCUCAAAACGACACUUUGUUGCUACUCAACCAAGUGGCUCAGGAUCAGGCCGAAGCUGACAAGCAGCAACAGCUCAUUCAAGCUGAUGUGGAAGCUGCGAAUAAGAUUGCUGCCGAAGUGAAAGUGAUCAAAGAUGACUGUCAAAAAGACUUGGACGAAGCCAUGCCGGCAUAUUAUGCGUCAAUUCGGGCUUUAUCACAGCUGAAAAAGGAUGAUAUCACGGUGCUUAAGACCUUUACAAAUCCUCCGAGACUAGUGGGCGUGACAAUGAAUGCUGUGUGCUUGCUUUUUGGAGUCAAACAAGAAUGGAAUGAAGCCAAGAAGCUCCUGAAUGACAUGAAAUUCCUUGAGAGACUAAAAGAGUUUGACAAGGAUAAUAUACCUUCCAAAACUAUUCGACAGCUUCAAAAAUUCAUUUCCGAUGAAGAAUUUACGCCUGAGACGUUAAGCAGCAUUUCGACUGCAGCUACAUCUCUCUGUAUGUGGGUACGCGCAAUGUACACUUACGAUACAGUCGCCAAGAAUAUUGAGCCAAAAAAGGAGAAUCUUAAGAUCGCCGAGCAGAGACUUGAAGUAGAACAAAAGCAGCUCAACGUCAAACAGAAUGGGCUGAACGCAGUACUUAAAAAGGUUGCGGAUCUGAAGCACAUUUUGGAAAUAACGCAACAAAAACGAGUAGACUUGGAGAUGCAGUCGGAAAAAACACAGGCGCAGCUUCUACGUGCUGAACGUUUGAUUGACUCGCUUGGUGAAGAGCAAGGUCGCUGGAAAGAUUGCGCUGAACAUCUUGCCAGUGAUAUGAUUAACCUUGUUGGUGACAUAAUUAUAUCUGUCGGAUGCAUUGCGUAUCUCGGACCAUUCACAUCUGAAUUCCGUCAUGAGCUUCAAGCCAAAUGGGUCUCAUUUUGUAAAAGUAGUCAUUUACCGGUUGAUGAAAACUUUUCCUUUCAGCGGGUCCAGGCAGAUCCCGUUGUAGUCCGCGAGUGGAAUAUUAUGGGGCUGCCUGCCGAUACUUUUUCAAUCGAAAAUGGUUUGUUUACAACGAUGGGACGGCGCUGGCCGCUCAUGAUCGAUCCACAGGGACAAGGCAAUAAAUGGAUCAAAAACAUGUACAAAGCAUCAGGAUCGUUGCAGAUAAUAAAGCUAACGCAAAAAGAUUUUCUGCGCACAUUAGAAAAUGCCAUUCGAUACGGCUCUCCUGUGAUGCUCGAAAAUGUAGAAGAGGGUCUCGAUCCGUCGCUUGAACCUGUGUUACUCAAGCAGACGUUUAAGCGGGGUGGGCAAAAUCUUCUUCAUCUUGGUGAUACUGACGUGCCGUACAGCGACAACUUCCGCUUCUUUAUCACCACAAAAUUGGCAAAUCCUCACUACAUGCCCGAAGUUUGUGUCAAAGUAACCAUCAUUAACUUUACUGUCACACUAACGGGUCUCGAGGACCAAUUGCUUGUUGAUGUCGUUCGAAACGAACGACCUGAUCUUGAGCUUAAAAAGAACGAGCUGACUGUGAAAAUCGCUGCGGACAAAAAGCAACUUAAAGAGAUCGAAGAUAAGAUCUUGCACAUGCUUGAGAACUCUGAGGGAAAUAUUCUCGAUGAUGAAGAGCUGAUAAACACGCUAGCCCAUAGCAAAGUUACCUCGUCGGCGAUUAAAACACGCAUGUCGGAGGCUGAAACGACGUCCUUGGAGAUCGACCAGACGCGCGAAGGAUACCGAUGUGUCGCAGUGCGUGGCUCCAUCAUAUAUUUUGUAAUUGCUAACCUCGCACUUGUGGAUCCCAUGUACCAAUACUCGUUGCACUUCUACCAGAAGCUCUUUGUCACACGGUUGCAAAACACGGCGAGGUCGGAAGUUCUGGAAAAGCGCUUAGAAAUCCUUAUGCAGGACAUUACAACAACUAUGUUUGUCAAUAUUUGUCGUGGGCUAUUUGAAAAGGACAAAAUAACUUACGCAUUCAUGAUAGCAGCAAGUAUCCUCCUACAUCGCGGUACAAUUUCACCGUCUGAAUGGUCUUUUUACCUUGUCGGAGACAAAAGAAGCUCCGCAUUACAAGGCGCACAAAUGGAAUCAUGUGGGCUCUCACGUCCGUCGUGGCUGCCAGACCGUAUAUGGAAGACUGUCGUUGGUAUGAAAAAUAUCUCGUCUGCGUUUACAGAUCUGGCCACAUCGGUAGAACAACAAGAGGCCGAGUGGAGACGUGCCAUGUCGUCAGCCGAUCCACAUGCUGAAGCUCUUCCGGAGCCUUGGGAAUCCAGUCUUGCGAACUUUCAGAAGUUGCUGGUGCUGCGCGUCUUUCGAGAAGAAAAAAUAGUCUUUGGUACUCGCGAGUUCGUCAGGCGUGAGCUGGGAAACAUUUUCACAGAGUCUCCUCCCUUCGACUUGGCUGGCUGUUAUCGAGACUCGAGGCCGGAGACACCUUUGAUAUUUGUGCUGUCGCCUGGCGCUGAUAUCAAUGAUUACCUACUCGAACUCGCAAAACAAGAAGGGAAGGAGGGGUCUGGUCUAAAAAUUAUCUCAAUGGGUCAAGGUCAGGGGCCUAUAGCUGAAGCGCUAAUGAAACAAGCCAUGCAAGCCGGUGAUUGGGUGUGUUUGCAAAAUUGUCAUUUGGCUGCCUCAUGGCUUGGUCGACUCGAGCAGAUCUUGGAUUCAAUGGUGAUGGAUGAAAUGCAUGAUAGCUUUCGCUUGUGGCUCACAAGUAUGCCAAGUCCACGAUUUCCUGUGCCUAUUCUACAAAAUGGCAUAAAAAUUACAAACGAGCCACCGAGAGGAAUCAAAGCGAAUUUGGGACGUACGUUUCGCGAUAUCAAAGAAGCCGAUUACGAGGCUUGCACAAAACCACGUGAGUACAAAAAGCUGUUGUUUGCUCUUGCAUUUUACAAUGCAGUGUGUCUGGAGCGACGCAAGUUCGGCGCGGUCGGGUGGAAUAUACCUUACGAGUGGAUGAAUAGUGACUUGAAGACGGGCAUGCAACAGGUAAGGCUGUAUCUUGAGGAACAGGAAGAGGUUCCAUACUCGACGCUCAAUGUCAUGGUGGCGGACAUUUCUUACGGCGGGCGAAUUACGGAUCGAUGGGAUAAGCGCACAAACUCGAGUAUCAUGCGUAAACUCUUUUGCAAAGACGUUAUGGACAAUUCAUACCGAUUCACGACCUCUGAUUUUUAUUACGCGCCACCGGAAGGAUCUCUAGCUAGUGUUCGAGAAUAUGUUAGCUCGCUACCAACUACAGAUGCGCCGGAUAUUUUUGGUCUUCAUGCUAACGCCGACAUCACUUUUCAGCAAAAGGAAACAGGUUUGCUGCUUGGCACAAUCCUAAAGAUGUUGGGUGGUGGUGGUGAUAGCGAGGCAGCUGAUGGCAGUCGCAACUCACUGGGGAUCUUUCUCUCGCAAGAAAUGAUUCGCUUUAAUGUGCUGACUCAGGUCAUAAACUCCACGCUUGAGAUGCUGAAGCGCGCUAUCAAAGGGCUUGUAGUCAUGUCAGGACCACUUGAAAAAAUGUACAACGGAUUUUUACUGCAGCAGAUUCCCAGCGAAUGGGAGAACGCCGGCUACCCGUGCUUGAAACCGUUGGCCUCAUGGAUUGAAGAUUUCUUCAUGCGAAUUAAUCUAACAAACAACUGGCUGGUAAAUGGGCCACCAAAUGCUUUUUGGUUGCCAGGCUUCUUCUUCCCUCAGGGUUUCAUGACAGCCAUUAAACAGUCAUUCUCGCGCGAUAGGCAGAUCGCAAUCGAUGCCCUCGUCGUCUCGUGCGAAAUUAUGGCUCACGACAGAGAACAUUAUAGCGCUCCACCGCCUUUUGGCGUGUACAUUUUUGGACUUUUCAUGGAGGGUGCGCGAUACGACAGAACCACUGGAACGAUAGCGGAAUCUGUUCCCAAUGAGCUGUUUGAUCGCAUGCCAGUCAUCUGGCUCAAGCCAAUGCGACGAGAAGAGUACCAGCCUACAGACGUGUACGAAUGUCCUCUUUAUAAAACCUCGAUUCGCGCCGGCACAUUAUCGACUACCGGCCACUCCACCAAUUUCGUUGUUUCCCUCAACGUCCCGACAGACAAAAGUCCUGAUCACUGGAUCCGUCGCGGCUGCGCAAUGCUUUGCAUGUUGGACACCUAA